AUGGCUGAACAUUCAAGUUUCAACGCAGUUAACAAUGUCGAAGUAGUUUGUGGUAUGGCAAUUCCUCCAAUUAAAACUAAAGUUUAAGGACCUGCUGCCACUAUUCCAUAAUAGGAUGUAAUUGAUAUUAUUGAUGAAGCUAUCAAGUUUUUCAGACCCAAUUUAUUAUUUAAAAAUUAUGAAAUAAAAGGUCCUGGAGAUGUUUUCAUUAUUUACAUGACUGUAUUCAUCACAUAAUGCUUAAGAAAGAUUGCUAACGAGGAAAAAGAAGCUAAUGCUUUAAGGAUGCUUAUUGAAAUGGCCAGAUUACCCGUACCCAAGCCUAACGAAGCUGGUUUCUUUAUGAGAGGUAUUGCCAAAGAUCCCACAAGUAAUGCUGAAGGUGAAAAGUUUAGUGCCUAUUUAAAGCAAGCAAAAGAAGAACUUGUUAAUAGAUUGAUUAAAGUCCUAUACAAAGACGGUGUUAAGUCAUGGGAUCAUAAGUUCUGGGUUGGACUUUCCAAGAAGAAUUUCAUGAACCUUAAAUUCUGA
Molecule: messenger RNA, 531 nt
Organism: Tetrahymena thermophila SB210
Lineage: Eukaryota; Ciliophora; Oligohymenophorea; Hymenostomatida; Tetrahymenidae
Product: ARP2/3 complex ARPC3, 21 kDa subunit
Exons: 5
Biological process (GO): Arp2/3 complex-mediated actin nucleation; regulation of actin filament polymerization
Cellular component (GO): cytoskeleton; Arp2/3 protein complex
Molecular function (GO): actin filament binding
Source: RefSeq, a predicted model, not a curated record